ACAUACCGGUAUUCAUGUGAUUUUACGAUUACAAUUGUCUGAUGUAUAGUUAUCUCAACUCAUAGUAGGUCAUAUCUCCUCUAUGUAUAUUUAAAUUAUUAAAAUGAUUCACUACACUCGCUGAUUUCUCACAUUUCACACGAUGUUGGUUGGAACGACAUAAGAAAAAAUAUCAAGUUCUAGGGAAGUAUAUCUCGUCUCAGUCCACAACAUGAACCACGAAGAAACAUCCCCUCUGAUGGGGAAAAGAAUCGAGAACAAAUCUCAGAAAGAAGAAAACGGAACAACUGAAACGUCGGGUACGUUUCGUUUUCACGGAACAACACGGAACGUGAUAUUAGCGGCCUUGAACGUGUUCUCCAACGUCACAAUGAAUGUGAGCCUGCCAAUAUUUGCCGGCACAAUGAAUGAGAUCGGUGGAGAUACCUUUGUCUUGUUGCUGAACUCAUGCGUUGUUAUUGGAGUUAUAUUUGUGUUGACAACUCUCUUUGCCAAACGCUUCAUUGACAGUUCCAUCACGUUGAAGUUGGUAUCUUCUCUGAAAAUUGUUUUUGCUUUAGGACUAUUCACGGCGCUUAAUGGCAUACUGGUGGUGUUCGCUAGUCCGCCUGAUCGAACACCUGGAUACUUACAGGGCAUUCUGUCAACCACUGUCAUACCUUACACAAUAUUGUGUCGACUGAUAUUCCUGAGGAAAGGUAUAAGUGCGGUUCGAACACUCUGUACUUGUCUAGUAAUGGCGGGGUUGUUCAUUACUGCCGAGCCUCAGAUAUUUGGCAUUAACACUGAUGAUGACUCGAACACUGCCAAUGAGUCCACGUCUGCAAGAAUACUGUGGCCGCUGUGUUUUGCUUUGGGUUUUUUGCCUAUUGGACUAAUGAAUGUCAUUUGUGAAAAAGAAUUAAAAAGUGGCGAGGCAAAAUCAUUCAACUUUAUCAUGUGGUCCCAAUUUGCCCAAAUCAUAUGUAUGGUGUGUCUUUUUUGGGCAGACUUUAUUCCAGGAUUUGGAAUGGCGGGAUCUUUUUCCGAGUUUUCAGACAGGUACAAAAGGGGAACCACUUGCUUGGUUAGCACUAGCUCUGACUGUAAAGGACUGGUUGGAAAAUCGUGGCUGUUUUUCGGAGGAUACACCUUCGCGAAUCUCUUUCAGUUUCUUCUCAUAGAAUAUGCAGAGGGAGCUGUUUUUGCCGCAGUCGUACAGUCGCUUGUUGGCCCAACGGCAACGAUAUUUUGGACGUUCUUCCAAUUCAACGAAAAGGAGAACGUGUUUAGAUGGCAUCCAGUAUUUAACGAAACAACAGUGUUCACAAUUGUGGGUUUACUACUGAUGGUACCCGGUGUUAUGUUAUACAACUACUUCAGUAACAAGGAAGCCAAAGAAAAAGUGAAGGAAGGUAACUUCCUAUACACAGACCCGAUACUGACUGUUAAUGCUAAAGAUUAGUGGAACUUUACCAAAUGCAAGCUGUAUCAUACUGUCGACGCUGGUUAUAAUCUGAGUCAGUUAUCCUCAGUUAUCCUUAAUUGUUUUUGAUAAGAAACAAGCCAGCAUGACACUCCGGUAUUUUGAGGUGUGAUCAGAUAACCAACUACCCGAUUAUUUCCUUGCUUAAUAUAUUCAUCUUAACAUUUGUUUUGUUGUAUGCGGUAUGAAAUUAAAUAAAUGCUUUGCAAGUACAAUCGGGAAAAUUCUUUAUAAAACCAAAUGGCAGAGUAAGAUAUUUCAAUUGUUGCCGUGAAUAUUGUUUGAAAUUAACAAAAAAAGAAUAUAUAUUUAGUGACAAAAAGAUGACAGGCAUUUUUUAAAGGAUUUAAAAUCAGUAUUUAUAUAGUCACUUUAUUGUUUACAGUUACAUGUUUUCUUUUCAAAGUUUACACGCAUUCAUAUGCAACUUUACUUUCCACCAGUAGCCACGAUAUUGCAUUUAACAUUUACAGUAUGAGUUUCGUAUUGCAGAGGCAGGGUUAAAGUUUUAUGAAAAAGUUUGUUCGUGCAUCUCUAUAGAACAGCUAUUUCAUCAAUUUACUAGAAGUUUUAAUAAAAAUGACUCAAACUGCAAAUAUUUGAGAAGUUAAUGUAAAUAUCUUUUAAUUCAAAAGCUUGUUACCAAUUUUACUGAUAAAUAAAUAUUUUUUUUCUAAUUCAAAGACAAAUUUUUUUUACAAAAUAAUUUGGUUACCUAAUAUGAUAUUAAUCUUCAAUAAAGUCUCAACAUUGACGUAUUUUUCUGAUCAAAGAAACUUAAUUCGUUGAUUAAAACCCGUAAAUUGUUAGCCAAAAUAAAUCUUUGCAAUUCAAAAAUCGUUUUAUUUCUGAAAUCUAAAUCUUUAUCACCAGUUUAUUUAAUUAUCAAUCAACAACAUGAACAUUGUAGCUGUUUCUGUUCAAUUGUUUGAUUUGUUAUGCCUUGAACAUAUUAUAUUGUACAUAAAUACAAUGGGGAUUGAGCACAAGUUCCAAAACUUAGACGACCCUCUCCCAUUACAUAGACAUAAUAGAAUAGAGGUUGAUGUGUACACAAUAUAAAUUUAUAAAGGUAUGUGGAUCAAGUGGUAGUUUACACCCAUGCAAUUAACAUGUACAUUGUAUAUAAAAUCAUCAAUGGUUUACAAACAGUUUUAAUAUCAGUUAAAUCUUUCUGUGUUUUGAUUAUAAUUAUAAACUAGUAUAAUUAUUUCUUUUUACUUUCACUUAUUGCACCGUCACCCCAAAGUAAAACAUGAGUAUUCACAAUGUUUUGAUUUACAAUAUCAAAAAAAUCAUUAAAUAGAACAUAUUUAGCAUCUUUAUAUAUACAAUGUAAUACAUGUGAAAAAAUAAUGGUUGGUGUCUUCAAUCUUCAAUUAUUUUUGUUAGUAAUAGGUACAUGUAUACAGUCCUCCUCGUAUACUGUAGAUUCCUAAUAAAAUAUGAGGAAUUAAUAUCCGCUUAUAAUCGCGAGAAGCACCCUUUUAAAAUCUCGCCAUUAUUUUUUGAGAGUUGAGAGCAAUAAGUAUUAAGGGAAAAAAGUUCAGCGCUCGCGAUUUUACUACGAUUCGUUGAAUACCAAUUUUCGUGGAUUUCGUUGUUAAGUUGAUCCACGAAAUUAAAUGUUCAUUGAAGUUCAAUUUUAACUAACAUUUUGUAUUGAGAGAAUCAUUGGCCACGAAUUGACGUAUCCUUGAAACUGUGGUUUUCAGAAAAUCCACGAAAAUUGGUACCCACGAAAAUUAAUGAAACCACAGUAUAUUCUCGCGAUUUGAAACGUUACAGUGUGAUCGCGGAAUUAAGUACUCGCGUAAUACAAGGAAUUUACAGUAGUAGGUGUUUAUCAAACUUUAUCUACUGAUUGUUUAACCUACUAAAACCUUCACGCUUUUGGUGCAUCGACUGGGUACAAACUCGAGUGCUCUCUUGACAAGAAUGAGGUAAACUUUGUAGAUAACAAUGGAUUCAUGUGUCGAUAGGAAUGAUUAUAUAACUCUGCUCACUUAAAUUCCUUGCAUGUAGUUAAGAUAAAAAAAUGUAUUUAUCACUUCGAUUUCCUAGGGGGUCGUCUCGAAAGUUAACAUUUUUUACUAUGAAUUCGAAAUCCUGUGAGAGUUGUUGAAAACCGGUAAAUUCUCACGUUUCCCCCUGUUUCCUGUAUUUCUGCCGUGGGGAUUUUUUUUUAUCAAAAAAUGAAAACUAAUGUAAAAUGUCACCAACUGGUGAAAUUUAAAUAAAAGCUUACCUCGUUGUUUGUUCCAGGGUUAGUAUUAAAGUUAAUUUUUCCUUUAAAAAUUGGCAUA
Magallana angulata is the source of this 3771-nucleotide messenger RNA. RefSeq lists its product as uncharacterized. The transcript has 4 exons. The record is from RefSeq and is a predicted model, not a curated record. Lineage: Eukaryota; Metazoa; Mollusca; Bivalvia; Ostreida; Ostreidae. The coding region runs from base 212 to 1444 and encodes 410 amino acids.